UUUACCUCAAUAUCGUAAAUGUUCGUGCAUUUGUAUUUAGAGUACCACUGAUUCUCAACGGAUGAACAAUAUCUAGCUGAAUUUAUCCAGGAUUUUCAUUUCCGGUCGUCAUUUAGGAAUAAUUAACUGGCCAUCUUCUCGAAGGAAGGAAGGCUAGAGGGUCAUAUUAACCUCUGGAAAGGAAAUUUAACACCUUGACCCCAGUCUUCAAAUACGAUCACUCUAAAACUGCAACCAUUCGUUAUCUGCGGUCAUUUGAGGAUCACAUGCCAUGGUAUUUCUUGAGUUAAGAUCGAAUUACAACGCCAUGGAAAUUGGAGGUUGAAUCGAUUGUUAUUGCAGGACUCUUUUCGGUAAUGGUGUCAAAACUAAGGAACAUGAUGUCAUUCUAAAAUUGAUACCGUGUCAACGUCAUAUUAAAUCUGCUGUGUAGACAAGUGAGUUCAGAUUCCCAGAGGAUUUCAAAUGGAUGUGUUCUAUCCAGACACAUCGUUCUGUGAGGGGAUUAGGCUAAUCGAAAGUUUGCCUGGCGAGUCUAAGUCUACCAUGGCCUUGGAGGAGGAGGAAUUACUUCAGGAGGGUAUCCAAGAGUUACUCAAGUUACUUGCAUGUGUCAAGAAUAAUUCCAACGAAGCUGAAGUGGAGAACUGCAUGCAUUUGCUCGCAGACAGUUUGGAUGACGAAGUCGACAUAGACGCUGAGCUCCUUGUAAAGAAACAAGCUCACCUCACUGUGCUGGACGUAAUGCGUUCCCACGAAACAAGCCACAAAAUUCAACUUCAUACCUGUUUUGUACUACACAGGUUCGUGGAACUUAAUCCGCGUGUUCGAUCUGAGCUACAAGAAAGGCAAGCUCACAGAGAUAUUUUAAAAAUGAUGAAACAUCAUGGUGACAAAAUGUGUCAAGUUAUAGGCUGUAAAAUGUUGUCUGCACUGUGCACUUCCACAGGAAUGAGAAGCGAUGCUUUGGACAAACGCGCCGUAGAUUUUGUUGUUUCUGCUAUUAGCUAUUUCGGAGAGGAUGAAGAAUUUUAUAUUCCUGCUUUUGAAGCCCUAACACAAUUACUGAAAGACGAUCCGUCUGCACAAGAGAAUUUUGUUCACAAGGAGGAGAAAAAGCCUCCCCGAAAAAAGUAUCGCAUUGUUGUGGAAACUAUGGAGAAAUUCGCGAAGUCAGGAGAGAUCCAAGAGCAAGGUAUUCAGCUGAUGUGUGUUCUAGCAUCUUCAAACAAGAACUGCCAGGCUCUUGUACAUGGAAGAACAUUUAUGGUUGCCUUGGAAGCAAUGAAGAAACACUGUGAUUGUGGUGGAGUUCAAGCAGUGGGAUGCCGACUACUUGUACUUUUGGCAGCCUUGGAGCCUCACAGAGCAAUUCUAGUUCAGCAAAAUGUUGUUUUAAUGGUUAUUCUGAGGGCAUUACGACAGUUUAAGGAUUGCAUGGAGGUUCAGAAAAAUGGCUUGACUGCUUUGGCUCUCCUCACAGAAGAACUGGACAAUAAACUGCAAGAUGGAUUACAGGACUACAGGUGGACGCAUCAAGUAUUAAAUGCUAUGACAAGCCACUACGAUAAACCAGAGGUCUUAAUUGCGGCCUGUCAUGCUUUGCAAGAGUUGAUUGACUUCUGUCCCAAUGUCUUGACUGAAAUAGGAGAAGAAGCACAUGGCAAUGCCCUUCCUGUACACAAUUGUUGCAUGGCUGUCUUGAUGUUGCAUGCAGAUAACUUAGAGCUAUGUGAGUCAGCAUGUAGAGUUUUGGCAACCAUGGUCAGUAUGUCAAAUCCACUAAGGGAGUCUUUGAUGUCCAAAGGGUUGUACUUGAACAUUAUCCAUGCAAUGAAACAACACAAGAAAGAAUCAGGAGUGCAAAUGUGGGGCUGCAGAGGGCUGAGGGGAUUGUCUUUAUCUGGGUUUCAUAACAAAGAACUCAUGAUAAACUGUGGAGUUCUAGAGCUGAUCUUUGACUGCACUUGGAGAUUUAGGGAUAAGAUUGACGUCCAACAAGAAGCCAUAGCAUUGAUUGCAUGCUUAGCAACAGAUGUUGAGCUUGUUUUGCAUCAAAGUGCUAUUGAAGGGAUUCAUGGAACGAUUUUGAAUGCAAUGAACUCCUUCCCAGAUCAGAUUUCUCUUUGUGAGAUCUCAUUGGAAGCUUUGGGUGUGCUUUGUGCUGCUGAAGAAGUUCCACAUCUCCUCGUAACUUCAGAGUAUGGUGGUGUAAAAAUUAUUUUUGAUGCGAUGAUGAAACAUCUGAACGAACCAGCCAUACAACAAAAGGGGUGCAUUCUUAUUCAAGUGCUGGCUCCCUUGCUGUCUGAUGAACAUUGUCAAAUGGCAGUCUCUGCUGUCCUGGAGGCCAUGUGUGAGUACCAAGAAGACAGAGGUGUUCAAGCCGAAGGCUGUGUAGCCAUGCUUGUCAUUGCUCAAAUAGACGAGAAAAAGAGUUCAAUUUUGGUGAAUAACUGUGCUCACGAAAGACUUUUCUUCAUCUUGGAGCACUUUGUCGAAGAACCAGACCUUGUUUUCUUGGCCAGUGAAUGUAUUCGGUUUCUUGGUUGGGAACGCAACCUAAAAACACAGAUGCUGUUGUCAGCGUGUGCUGGUGGCCUUCUCAAAGGAGCCAACUGUCUGAUCAAGAAAGGAGCAGAUGUGAAUGCUGGUCAAGGCGAGAACACACCUCUUUGCUGUGCGUGCAAAAACGGUAAAGAAGAAAUGGUACAAUUUCUACUCACUCAGGGAAUCACAGACAUUCAGUGUGCUCUGAGGCUUUCUCUCGAGAUGGGACACAAUAACAUUGUAGGACUGCUUCUACAACAUCUCGGCCAUGACAAAGAGGCUGGUAUCAUAGCAUUUGGCAACCUCAAUCUGAGUGACUUGCGCCCAGAAUGGUUGUCGCCUUCACUAUCGGGCUUAAAGUAUUCUCCCCCAGCUCUUUGUGCUGGUUGGUCUGAGUUCAUCGACGAUGCCAAGAGAACAAUGGAACGAAGAGCUUCACUCAAUAGUCGCUUGAGACGAAAAGGGAGUGAUUUGAUGCUGAACAAGUCUCCCAAGGCCGAUUCAGUCUCUUUCGAUGGGAAUACCUCUUUCUCCUUUGAGUCAAUUGAUUAUUCCGAUUCAGACUCCGAACUUGAUUUUGAUGUCCCAGAGUUAAGCGAGAAUCCACCAUUGCGCGCACGUAGCAUUAGUGGAGCUUCCUUCCCUUACAGCUCGCAUGAUCCUCGCAUUGUGUCUCCCUUCUCCGACGAUAACUGCGUCAUAUUACCCAAGAGUCCGCGAAAAAUAUCAGUUGAAGAACCCACGCCCAAUCGCCAGCGUCCAGUGUUGACAAGACGUUCAGCUAGCGACGUAAAUCCCCCUCUGCGAAGUCCAAAAGACUAUUUUUCUCGCAGUUUGUCCGACCCUGAGCAGGCUGAUGCUAUAUCAGAAUCUGGAGACGAUGUACAGCAACCAGGAACGUUCAAAAUGCCAAAUGGAAGCUACGUGUACAGUUGGGACGUGCAGGAAAGCUAUAGGGAACGGAAUCUGAGUGCUCCUUUUCAGUUCGAAAGUGGAAAAUUAUCACAUUACGUAAUUAGUGAAAGACGUACCGGGAAAACGUUUGAAGAACGAAGAAAGCGAAGAGAGUCAAUCAGAGCCGUAUCUGCCAGCGCAACCGUGCUUUCUAUUGAUGCUUCCAGUAACAACAUUGUUAGCAUUGAUCCUCUGGCAGAUGCAUCCUCGCUAUUUCUCGCUCAUUUAGCAAAGGUUGAAAGGUUGGAUCUAAGUCAUAACCACCUGGAACGCUUUCCUCCUCCCCUCUGUGAUGCUAUGCCUGUUUUGAAAUACGUGAAUUUGAGUCAUAAUGAGUUUAAAGAUUUUCCCUUCUGCUUUGUCCAUGAGUCGAGCAGGGUGAAAGUACUGAACUUGUCGCACAACAAAAUCGAGAUGAAAUCUUAUCCUUCGCUCCGUGGAUCAAACAGUAUGAUGUUGGAAGACUUGAACUUGUCGUACAACGGAGAAACUUGCUUUCCUGAGAGGCUAGGGGAGCUAUUUCCUGGCUUAACAAGCUUGUAUGUGUCGGGCAAUAGCAUAAAGACGCUACCCGAUUGUUCUCUGAACCUGCCGCAGCUUAAAACACUGGACUUGUCAAAUAAUCAGCUGUCAGAGAUUCCGCCCGAAUUCUUUGCAGACAGUUCUGCUCUCGAAACUCUAUUGGCUUCAAGCAAUAUUCUCUCAGCAUUACCUGAGGCUGCUGCCCCAUCUUUGAAGAAUUUGAAAACAGUUCGGUUGAACAAAAACAAGCUAGGGGAAAUGUCAACAAAGAAACAGUUUUCGAUUUGUCGAUUUUUUCUUAAACUUCCCAAUUUGAAGAUUUUGGACCUUUCCAGCAACAAUCUUGAAGACAUCCCAGCUCCCAUUGCUUGGUCCACCCGGCAAUUGAAAGAACUUGUGCUGGCUGACAACAAGAUUAGGAAGUUGUCGCUGGAGGGUGUUGAGAAUUGGUCAUAUCUUGAAAGACUGAUCUUGAGUGACAAUUGUUUAAAGCAAGUACCUGAUGGAAUCGGUGAAUUGACAUCCUUGACUUCGCUCGAUUUGAGUCGAAAUACCGGCAUCACGCAUCUGCCGGAUGAAAUGGGAAGAUUAUCCAAUCUGUGGGAUUUGCAGCUGUUUGAUCUUAAGCUUGAUCUUAAUUCAGGUAUUCUGGAAAGCAGAGCUCAAGAGCUCAUUGGGUUCUUGCACUCCAAGCUUAAGAACUCAGUACCAUAUUACCGCAUGAAGCUAGUAGUUGUUGGACAGGCAGGACGAGGAAAGACAGCCUUGCUUAGCCUGUUACGAGAACGCAGUGCUACAGGUCCACAUCACGAUGUCAUGAUGGGGGAAUGGUGCGUGAGAGAUCCCAAAGCUGAGUGCAAGGAGUGUCAUCGCAAAAGUGUGGAUUAUGUCUUCAGCACAUGGGAUCUUAGGGGUCGGGAUGACUUAUACAGCGCCUAUCAGUGCCUUCUGUCGUCAAGGACUUUGUUUCUUGUUGUUUUUGAUGUUAGCAAAGGAACGGGUGAGAUUGAUGCUCUUAAGCCCUGGUUGCUCAACAUACAUGCUUGUGCACCUGAGGCAUCGGUCAUGCUCGUUGGUACUCACAAGGACAAGGUACCGAAGGAUCGAGAAACGGAGGUAUUCCAAGCGGUUACAGAAAGAGCCCUUAGUAUGUGUGCUGGUGCUGGCUUUCCUCAGAUCAAAAGCAUCGUGGUGUUGGACUGCACUAAAGACACACCAGGAAUUAAGUCUCUCCGUACGAAUAUCGUGCAACUUAUAACAAAAUCUACGUGCAAAGGUUCUUCUUUGAUUGGUCCUACAGUGCCUCAGAACUUCGUGAAGCUGCAGGAUUUGGUACAGCGUUACAUCCGUACCGGAGACGCGCGAAGAAUUUUGACAAUGGCUAACAUCCGGAAACUCAUUCAAGACAGCGAAAUACGCACGGAUGAUGCUGAGAUCGAACAAGCUAUCAAGUUCUUAAGUGAAGCAGGAGUGCUCAUUCAUAUUGAUGAUCCAGCUUGCCGGUUGAAUGAUCUCCUCUUUGUUGUUCCCGUGUGGGUUUACCAGCUGUUAGCCCACGUGGUUACACAAAAGGAUGUCGAAAGUGUCGAUGGGAUCAUUAGAUUGGCGGAGCUUGAGAAUCUAGUUCGAGAGGGAAGUGGUGAAGUGAACGUGACGUCUGAUCUCAUGCCUCAGAUACUUAAGCUUCUUGAACAUUACUGGAUCGCUCUUCCUCUCAGAGAUGACAGAUACAUUUUGCCAUCCUUGCUGAGCAAUAAACAACCAUCGCUCAAAAUUCCUCAUUUUGAGGGAAUCGUCCUCGUUAGUCGCUUGUACAAAAUGGCCUAUGUACCUCCAAGUUUCUGGCCGCGGCUUCUUACCAGGGUCCAGACGUUUGUUGUGAAUUUGUAUAUGGACCACAGAGUGCGAAUGGAAAGCCCUCGUGAACCUCAAGUGACACAAUGGAAUUCAGGAGUUUAUUUAUACUGGGCAGACCAAGCAUUCUGUUUGAUCUGUCAAGAUUUGACCAGUCCCCACAGAGACACCGUGAUGAUCACAGCGCCGAGCACAACGCACGGAGCCAGAAUCCUUGCCCAUGUGGUGGAUCAUUUGGACACUCUAUUAGAGGAAUGGUUCCCUGACUUGUGUAAAUUGGAUCCUGAAGGCUCACCACUUGUCCAAAAGGAGGCUGUGUGCCCUGUGUGCAAGGGCGAGAAGGCCCACGAAUUUUCACUCAACGCUAUAGCACAAGCGAGUGAAAAUGAGUACGUCAUGUGCCCCAACACAAAAUUGCUGGUUGCCUUGGGCCAGAUAGCUCCCGAUGUUGUGAUGGAGGAUAUCGGCGAUCAGUACAGGAUUGAUGGAAGUAAACUGGAGUUGGACAUUAAGCGAGCUAGGCUUCUUGGUGAUGGCGCAUUUGGAAAUGUCUACAGAGCUCGUUAUAACGGCAAGCCUGUCGCUGCUAAGGUGUUUCAUCCUAGUAGUGAGAACAAUCCUCAUACGUUACUUCGUCAAGAACUGAUUUUCUUACGUAAGCUUCACCAUUUGAGCAUCAUUACUAUGGUGGGGGUUUGCAUGAAGCCAUGGUCCUUAAUAAUGGAGAUAGCGCCUAUGGGAUGUCUGGGUUCACUUCUGAGCAACGGGCAGGCACUUAGCAGAGGAAUUCAGCACAGAAUUGCACUACAGGUAGCCGAAGGUUUGGUGUUUUUGCAUCAUCACAUGAUCGUGUACCGUGAUUUAAAGCCGAACAACAUCCUCAUCUUCUCGCUGUCCGUUGCAAAUUUGAUCAACGCUAAGAUAUGUGAUUAUGGGGUCGCUCGAUACGCAACACGGUGCGGAUUAACUGCCUCUGAAGGGACGCCUGGUUACCGAGCACCCGAAAUUGCCCGAGGUGACGUCACUUACAACUUGGAAGCCGAUUUGUACUCGUUUGGAAUGUUCCUUUACGAGCUUGUAACCGGAGGAACCAAACCAUUUGAAGACUUGCGCUUCCGGCACGAGCUGGAUGCGGCCGUGUUGAAGGGUCGAGCAUUGGAUCCUAUCACGGCAUCUCACUGCCCUCCAUGGCCUGAUUUUGCAGACCUUAUUGCGCAUGCCCUGGAGCCUUCGCCAAGUAGGCGAGUUACAGCUGUUCAGGCCUACUCACGUCUGUGUGACCCCGAGCUGAUCUGUCUAAAACGUGACAUAGCGGUGUCUAAGGGAAAGGCGGUAGAGUGCAUGACCAUCCGUCACUUUACCGAAAAUAACACGCCCAAACUGGAGGUGUGGGUAGGUGGUGGACAGUCAGAUGACCUCAGUGGCCAGGUGACCAUUAUCGACCUCUCUGAAAAGGGUGUAGAGGGCUGCACAGGUACUUUGAUUCAAGACAAACGGGUUAUGAGCAUCCUAGCAGUGGAUAGCGACACUGUUCUGGCUGGAACUCAGUCCGGAAAGAUAUGGGUGUUCAACGCCUGGGACCAUAAGCGCCUGUUCUCCCAGCCUCAGUUGCCUCAUGCCAUUCUCUGCCUUAAACCAUACAAAGACGACAAAGUGAAUGUAGUGUUGGCGGGACUCAGUAAUGGUCAGCUAGCUGUGUAUAACAGCUGUAGUUUAAGAGUAGAAGACACCAGUCCAACAUAUUUUGACCUAUGUUACAGCAAAAUCCUCAAAGGUACGUCCUGUGGAGACUGCGUAACUCAUCCUGUCGCCUGUAUGGCUGUUGGCAAGAGGAGGUUGUUUUGCGGAUGCGGUAAUGAAGUAGUGGUGCUCAAAGUCAAAGAGAACGGAGAGGCAAAGGUGAAUGAAGGAGACAGCAGCAAGGUAAUUAUCGACAUUGAGCGCCGGUGGGCCGCCGAAAACAGGGCUAAGGGUCUCGUGUUAAACAUCGCCGUGGGCGCGUCGUUCGUUUGGAUCUCAACUCGGGAUAGUCCAGUGGUGGAAUGCUGGAAUUUCUUCAAGGCUAAGUUUCUUGGCUCCGUUGACUGUUUGACAAUUCUCAGAGACGCUGGGUUUACAGGCAACUUACGGGAAACACGAGUGCUUAGUCUUCUUCUUUCGCACAAGACGCUCUGGGUUGGGCUGGGCACUGGUCACGUGGUUCUCGUAGACCCUUCGACGCGGAAGCCUCUGAAGUUGAUCCACCGUCACGUGUCCGCAGUACGCUGUCUCGCGGACACGCAUAGCUCCUCAUCUCCUAAAUCGGCGUCGUUGGUGUUGACAGGAGGAAUGGGGUUCAUUGAGAGACAUGGCUGUGAGUGGAAGAAAGCUAUUUCAGAUUUUGGAUACACGCUCGUUUGGGAGGCAGAUUUUAUGGAACAGGCCAAACAUCUGGAAGAUCACAUCCGUCGAAGGCGCGAACUUUCAAAUACUCUCGUGGAAUAAAAGACAAUGUUUGUGAAAUAAUGCGCGUGGCUUGCGCUCGAUGUGUCAAGGGACGAGUGAUUUAGAUCGGCACACACGAGUGGAAGGUCACACGUGCGCGAUUUACUCGCGUUCUUCCGAAAAUAGUUAAAAUCUUAGAAAUGUUGAAAAUAAUGGCUUAUGUUAUCACCGUUCAAUCCGAAAAGGUUAGCUACAUCUCGAUAUACGAAGUUUAGGCGACGUGUAAAAUUAAGUAGAAUUUUAAAAAAUUAUAGUAUAGAAUAAAAUUGAGUAAAACAGAAAAUAUACGAUAAUAGGGAAAACACCGAAAUUGAUAAACUAAAUUCAAGAACAAAGUGAAAGGCGAUUUCAAUCUGGCUAAACGUUUGUAGCUGUGUCACUUAUUCAGAAAGGUAGAGAACCUCAGUGUCUCUCGUUAUCGCAGUUGGGUGGGUACAUGAUUUUUACAAGGUUACAACGGGUGGAAAGUUCUGUCACAAGAUCAUUGCCAGAAGUCUUGUAGAGAACAUUAUGUUGUAUUUUUAGGCUUUUUAAACUUUUUUGUGCAUGUUGGGUUUGCUUACAUGCAAAUUACCAUUCUUCUUUUAAAUAAAUAGUGAGAAAAUAGUGCAAGCUGGACUUUAUGAUUUUCUUUUAAGUUGUUGAUAGAUGAUUCGUUUUCAUCCUGUUCUACAUCAGUUCAAUCAUGGCUCUCAUAGCUUUUUGGGUUGUGUGCUCUUUAAUUUUAAAAAGCUUGUAACAGACUAUAUGAUUGUAAAAUGGUUAUUUGUACCUAACAGAGAACUCUUUAAAAUGGUACCAGAUAUAUUUUAAACAUUGAGUAAUAGAAAAUAAAAGAAAGUU
Pocillopora verrucosa is the source of this 9207-nucleotide messenger RNA. Its product is annotated as leucine-rich repeat serine/threonine-protein kinase 2. Gene Ontology annotation, biological process: protein phosphorylation. The record is from RefSeq and is a predicted model, not a curated record. Gene Ontology annotation, molecular function: ATP binding; protein kinase activity; protein binding. Lineage: Eukaryota; Metazoa; Cnidaria; Anthozoa; Scleractinia; Pocilloporidae.